AUGGAGACAGAGAGAACGGGAUUUCAAACGAAGUAUGAACCUCACCCAUCACAGCUGGUUGAAGGAGGCCAUGUCAGCAAAAAGGCGGGCAUCCGAGAGCUUCGUGAUGCGAUACCCGACUAUUGCUUCAACCCGAACCUUUUCUGGUCCUUCUUCUAUCUGAUACGGGACCUAACUUAUUCGGCCAUCCUCCUCGUCACCCUUCACAAACUUCUAAACAUUCACGCGGUCGUUUCAUCCACUCCCCUCUACUAUCUUGUCGUCAACAUCUAUGGUUUCUGUCAAGGCAUAGUCUGGACAGGUCUCUGGGUCUUGGCCCAUGAUGCUGGCCACUCCGGUUUCAGCAACUCAUCCACUCUCAACGACGCAGUCGGCUUCAUCCUGCAUUCAUUCCUUCUUGCACCCUACUUCUCCUGGAAGUCGACGCAUCGCCGACAUCACAUUUACGCCAACCACAUCGACAAGGAUCUCAACUACGUUCCUCCGCGACGCAAAGAAUAUGCCCGUAAGAUCGGGGUCGCGGUAGAGUUUCUCGAUGAAGUGGGUGAGGAUGCCCCGGUGGUGUUGUUUCUGAGGAUCUUGCUACAGCAACUGAUUGGCUGGAACUGGUACAUCCUUUCAAACAUCACUUGCCCUCCUUCCGCCGUGAUAAAGAAGAAUAUGAGCGUCUGGCGCCACUCGCACUUCGACCCGUGGGGCGCCCUUUUCCGGUCUUCUGAAGUCCUCUCCAUUAUUUUGAGCGACAUUGGCUGUCUUGCCACCAUUACUGGACUCUAUUACCUCUAUCUGCGCCUCGGCUCCUUCGAGACCGUGUUCUGGAUCUACAUAGUUCCGUGGACGUGGGUGAACCAUUGGAUCGUUAUGAUCACCUAUUUGCAUCACACCCACCCCUCAGUACCAAAGUACACCAGUGAUUCCUGGACAUUUAUCCGCGGUGCCACAGCAACAAUAGACAGAGACUUCGGUUUCAUUGGCACCCAUUUCUUCCACCACAUCAGCAGCGAUCAUGUCACGCACCAUCUCUUUUCCAAGAUCCCGCAUUACUAUUCACCGAUCGCCAGCAAAGCUAUUAUUCCGCUACUAGGUAAUCAUUACCAUGGGAAAGGCACGUUUGGAUAUGAUGAUUUGAAGGUGGCUUUCUCAUACUGUCAGUGGGUGGAGACGGACAGGGAAAAGGAUGUGAGCCUUGGGCUGAGGAGCGAAGGGGAGCUUGGAGAGGAGGAGGAAGCCAAGAAUGGGGCGUUGUGGUACAGAAAGGGGAUCAGUCCAGGACCCGAAUAUAAGCAACGAGAGGCGAGGCUGUUUAGUCAAGGUGACGUGGACAAGACGGAGGCCAUAUGA
This is a messenger RNA of Diaporthe citri, 1341 nucleotides long. RefSeq lists its product as uncharacterized. Lineage: Eukaryota; Fungi; Ascomycota; Sordariomycetes; Diaporthales; Diaporthaceae. The transcript is spliced from 2 exons. Bases 1 to 1341 code for a protein of 446 amino acids. Gene Ontology annotation, molecular function: oxidoreductase activity. The record is from RefSeq and is a predicted model, not a curated record. Gene Ontology annotation, biological process: lipid metabolic process.